Molecule: messenger RNA, 3445 nt
Organism: Mus pahari (shrew mouse)
Lineage: Eukaryota; Metazoa; Chordata; Mammalia; Rodentia; Muridae
Gene: C1ql3
Product: complement C1q like 3
Exons: 2
Coding region: 121-888 (255 amino acids)
Molecular function (GO): protein binding
Source: RefSeq, a predicted model, not a curated record
AGAGGUCCCCGCCCAACCUUCAAAAUUUUGUCCAAAAGCAGACAAGAGGAUCGGCCCGCGCUGAGCCGGCUCGUGGGCAGCAGGAGGCGCCUGAUCGCCGCCGGGGCGCUGGGGGUGGUGAUGGUGCUUCUGCUGGUCAUCCUCAUCCCGGUGCUGGUGAGCUCGGCCGGCACGUCGGCUCACUACGAGAUGCUGGGCACCUGCCGCAUGGUCUGCGACCCCUAUGGAGGCACCAAGGCUCCCAGCACCGCCGCCACUCCGGACCGGGGCCUUAUGCAGUCCCUGCCCACUUUUAUCCAGGGUCCCAAGGGCGAGGCCGGCAGGCCGGGGAAGGCAGGCCCGCGUGGGCCCCCGGGAGAGCCCGGACCGCCGGGCCCCGUGGGGCCCCCGGGCGAGAAGGGAGAACCCGGUCGCCAAGGCUUGCCUGGCCCGCCUGGGGCGCCCGGUCUGAACGCGGCAGGGGCUAUCAGCGCGGCCACCUAUAGCACGGUGCCCAAGAUCGCCUUCUACGCUGGCCUCAAACGGCAGCACGAAGGCUACGAGGUGCUCAAGUUCGACGACGUGGUAACCAACCUCGGAAACCACUACGAUCCCACAACGGGCAAGUUCACCUGCUCCAUCCCUGGUAUCUACUUCUUCACCUACCACGUCCUGAUGCGCGGAGGGGACGGCACCAGCAUGUGGGCUGAUCUCUGCAAAAACAACCAGGUGCGUGCUAGUGCAAUUGCCCAAGAUGCUGAUCAGAAUUACGACUAUGCCAGUAACAGUGUGGUCCUUCACCUGGAACCAGGCGAUGAAGUCUAUAUCAAAUUAGAUGGUGGGAAAGCCCAUGGAGGAAACAACAACAAAUACAGCACAUUCUCUGGAUUUAUUAUUUAUGCUGACUGAUAAUGCAGAGACUGAGCUUGCUGUUCUGAGUUUGAAUGCUGGAUUCGUAUGGCUAACGUCAGUGAAUCAAGGAUCCCAGGGGAUGCCCAUUGCAGGGCAUCUCAGUUGUGUAAAUGUGGGGAGAUCAAAUGCUACCUGACUCACAUCUGUAUCACUCAGACACAUUAUGUAAAAAAGUAUAUAACGCAAGAUAAGCAGAUGUGUGAUCCACUACCGCCAAAGCAAAUACUCCUUAUUGUUAGUGUCCAUGUGAAUGAAGUCCUAUAUAGACCACAAAUUUUUAUAGAAAAAUCUAAAAUACUGAAUUAUUUCUUCGAUAUCUAUGAUACUUUGGUGUACUGUGAUCUUGCUCCUUUAUUCACGUGUCAGCUUUGGUUCUUGUGAGUUUACCUGCUUAUUAAGCUACUUGGAGUCUAUUUGUAGUAUAGGGAGGAGUCAUUUUUUCCCUGCAGGAGAAGGUCUAAUUGAAGUAAUGCUGCUUGUCCCCAAAGAUACUGUUUGCCUUGUACUCUGGUUAUCUUUAGAGCUAGACCUGGGAAUGAUUCAACUUAAAGCCUUAACCUGGAGUUUUCUGGAUUUGUGGAAUUCCCAAGCCUGUGAUCAUUUUCAUAUUUUUUUCUUUUCAGGUGAAUUUUCUUUUCUCUCUCUUUUUUGGUGAUAGUCUGGUUUCUUUUUCUUUUUCUUUUUUUAAAAUAGAGAUUGAAAUUGUAUCAUAGGAUUCCCCUCUAAGUGUGAAAAUGUAUAAUUAUGUACGGUAUUUAGAAAAAACCCAUGUGUCCAUUUCUUCAAUAGAAUACAUUUAGACUCUCUGGAACAGUCAGAGAAAUUUAGUCUUUGGUAUGAAGUCAAAUGGAGGCUUUUGCCUUCUUUGGAACAAAAGAUUGUUCAUAACCUAAGGCACAAAAGUUUAACUUGAGCUACUGCAUGCAUCACCAAGGGGACACUAAGUAAGGCCUUCAAACAGUUACCACAAAUCUGUAGCCUGAGGUUAUUUCAAAAUUAACAGUUUCACAUAGAACCAACAUGACAACAAAGUGUAUAUAUUUUAUAUAAAUAUCUACCACACACUUAUUUAUAUACAUAUAUGUUAGAUGAAAAUAUUAUAUAUAUAUAUAUAUAUAUAUGGCUUCAGUCCACUAGGCACAGUGGCUGUACAGCUCAAAAAUGAAUUUAAAAAUAUGUAUACACACAGAACCAUGCACAAAUUAUUUGACUUAUUUUAGAUCAAAAUAUAUUUUAGACGAUACCAAUACAGAGUAGCAAAAUAAAAAAAAUGACUUCUCUUUAAGAGUUAUCCAGAAAGUCAAAUCGCAGUAGAUUCCAGUGCCCCACGUCACACAUGAGACUUAGUUGACCCCAUGGUAACUGUGUUCCAUAUGCAAUCCAUACUUUAUCUGCAUUCUUUGGCAGACUACUAAUACAGGACUUUAGGAAGCAAGCAGCUCUCUCUUACAAUGGUUAUGAAACAUACACAUUUGAGCAGCCAAUUCUUUUUAUUUCUUUUUGUUGGAUUGAAGCUGACAGUGUAAUGUGAACCCAUUCUCUCUAGUUAAAACACACUGCCAAGAGCCAUCUCUUUAGUGUAAGGGGAAGAUCAAAACGCAUGCGAACAUGUCCUACACACACACAAUUCCCCCUCUUACAGUGGAAACUCUGUUCCCCUUUCAGUUGCCUUUAAACAUUCUUUGACAAGUAGAUUUCAAAACCAGAGAUUUAAAAAUCUGCUUGGUUUACUGGGGAAGGCUAUUUGCAUUUUUUCCCUUUAAAGGAACUGGGCUGUUCUUUUGGCUCACUCAACUUUGGUACUUUUUGUUCUAAUAUACAGAGAGCUUGAUCAGCUAUGAUCAACAGAAAUAGCUUUAGUUUAGCAAACCUUGACUUUUCCAAGAGUUAUGCAUGGUGUUCCCAGCUAAAGGUGGUGUUUGCUGUAUUUAAAUGCCUUGGUCUGAGUAACUGUCGUGAUUUAUAUGAUAAAAACACUUAGAUCAUUCAUCAAGAAUAGUGACUAAUUCGAUUGUGCCCUUCUAAUAUGUAAGGUAAUUCACCAAUGAAUUGCUACACUUUUAAUUUCUAUUUAACAGCAUAUACUUAUGGAUUGCAAGCAAGGGAUUAGAGAUUUGUCUUGGGUACCAAAUCACAUAGUGAGGAUUCAAAGGAUUUAUUUAUAAACAACAGUGUACAUCAAUUAAGCAUUUUAACUAAUAUUUUGAAAAAGCUUUAUUAGAACAGAACUUCAUGGCUGGAUCUCUUCUAAAGAGUAGUGUUUACAAACAGAUUGUCAUUCCAAUAGACCUGACCUUUUCUUUAGAUAAAUAAGCAUUAUUUUCUCUGUUUAGGCCUGAGGAAAAAAGAAAUAAAAGGUACAUGAAAUAAAAGGACUAUAUAUAAGGCAAGCAUUUCUCUUUUUCUUUGCAUUAUAACAUGAAUUAAUUAAAUUGUGGCCUUCGUUAUAAUAACUGUAAUGAUUCAUUAAACUAUAUUAUGUAAUAUAUUUUUACUUUUAUAAUUGCAUUUUUAUAAUUCACUAUUGUUACAUGUUCUUAGACAGACUUUUCAA